Molecule: messenger RNA, 2862 nt
Organism: Monopterus albus (swamp eel)
Lineage: Eukaryota; Metazoa; Chordata; Actinopteri; Synbranchiformes; Synbranchidae
Gene: pygl
Product: phosphorylase, glycogen, liver
Biological process (GO): glycogen catabolic process
Cellular component (GO): cytoplasm
Molecular function (GO): glycogen phosphorylase activity; pyridoxal phosphate binding
Source: RefSeq, a predicted model, not a curated record
UGUUGCAUGAAACUGCCACCAUGUUUCCUGUCAGCUUCACUUCUGGUCAGGACAGGAUACUGUACAGAAACUCCAGACAAACCUGCUCUCCCAACAUGGCUACACCUCUCACCGACCAGGAGAAGCGCAAGCAGAUCAGCAUCAGGGGAAUUGUGGGAGUGGAGAACGUUACAGAGCUGAAGAAGAGCUUCAAUCGACACCUGCACUUCACUCUGGUGAAAGACAGAAAUAUUGCCACUCCCAGGGAUUAUUACUUUGCCCUGGCUCACACUGUAAGAGAUCACCUGGUGGGGAGAUGGAUCAGAACGCAGCAGUUUUACUAUGAAGCAGACCCAAAGAGGGUGUAUUAUCUGUCUCUGGAGUUCUACAUGGGCAGGACGCUCCAGAACACGAUGAUCAACCUGGGGCUGCAGAACGCCUGUGAUGAAGCCAUCUACCAGCUCGGCCUGGACAUUGAGGAGCUGGAGGACAUGGAGGAGGAUGCAGGGCUGGGGAAUGGAGGUCUAGGCAGACUGGCAGCAUGUUUCUUGGAUUCGAUGGCUACCUUGGGUCUUGCAGCGUACGGUUAUGGCAUUCGAUAUGAAUAUGGGAUCUUUAACCAGAAGAUUAGAGAUGGCUGGCAGGUGGAGGAGGCAGAUGAUUGGCUGAGACAUGGAAACCCCUGGGAGAAAGCCCGUCCUGAGUACAUGCUGCCAGUUCACUUCUAUGGACGAGUAGAGGAGACGAAAGAUGGCCCGAAGUGGGUCGAUACUCAGGUGGUGUUGGCGAUGCCUUACGACACACCCAUCCCUGGCUACAUGAACAACACUGUGAAUACCAUGAGGCUUUGGUCUGCUCGUGCCCCCAACGACUUCAACUUGAGGGACUUUAAUGUUGGAGACUACAUCCAGGCUGUUCUGGACAGAAAUCUGGCAGAGAACAUCUCGCGUGUGCUGUACCCCAAUGACAAUUUCUUCGAAGGAAAAGAACUUCUGGAAUUCUUUGUGGUGCCAGCCACACUCCAAGAUAUUAUCCGCCGCUUCAAGACCACUAAGAAGGGCACACCGAGCCGCACCUCCUUCAAGAGCUUCCCAGACAAGGUUGCCAUUCAGCUAAAUGACACUCAUCCGUCCAUGGCCAUCCCCGAGCUGAUGAGAAUCUUUUUGGACAUUGAGAAACUUGACUGGGACACGGCCUGGGACCUCACCAGACGCACCUUUGCCUACACCAACCACACAGUCCUGCCUGAGGCUCUGGAGCGCUGGCCUGUAGAGCUGAUGGAGAAACUCCUGCCCAGACACCUGCAGAUCAUCUACCAGAUCAACCAGGUCCACCUCGAUAGGGUUGCAGCUCUGUAUCCAAACAACAUCGAUAAACUGAGGAAAAUGUCUCUGAUAGAAGAAGAGGGAUGCAAGAGGGUGAACAUGGCUCACCUGUGCAUUGUGGGAUCUCACGCUGUCAACGGAGUUGCUGAGAUACAUUCCAACAUCGUCAAGAAUGAAGUGUUUCGGGAUUUCAGUGAACUAGAACCAAAGAAGUUCCAGAACAAAACCAACGGCAUCACUCCCAGACGGUGGUUGCUGCUCUGCAACCCUGGACUGGCUGAGCUCAUAGCUGAGGUCAUCGGAGAUGAUUAUGUGAAGGACCUCAGCCAGCUUCAGAAGCUGAAUGACUUUGUUGACGAUGCUGCCUUCAUUCGUGAUGUUUCUAAAGUGAAACAGGACAACAAGGUGAAAUUUGCCCACUACCUGGAGAAAGAGUACAGGGUGAAAAUAGACCCAUCCUCCAUGUUUGACGUCCAUGUGAAGAGAAUCCACGAGUACAAGAGGCAGCUCCUCAACUGCCUGCACAUCAUCAUCAUGUACAACCGCAUCAGAAAAAACCCCGGUGGACCUUUUGUACCACGAACAGUGAUCAUCGGCGGAAAGGCUGCUCCAGGAUAUCACAUGGCCAAGUUGAUAGUCAAACUGAUCACCUCAGUGGCUGAUGUAGUGAAUAACGACCCUGUUGUGGGAAACAAGCUGAAGGUCAUCUUCCUGGAGAACUACAGGGUGUCCUUAGCAGAGAAAGUGAUACCUGCCACAGAUCUGUCAGAGCAGAUCUCCACUGCUGGCACUGAGGCUUCAGGAACAGGCAACAUGAAGUUCAUGCUGAAUGGAGCACUGACCAUCGGCACCAUGGAUGGAGCAAACGUGGAGAUGGCCCAGGAGGCUGGAGAGGAGAACCUCUUCAUCUUUGGCAUGAGGGUGGAGGAUGUAGCUGAACUGGAAAAAAAGGGUUAUGAUGCCAUGCUGUACUACAAGACAAUUCCCGAGCUGAAACAAGUAAUGGACCAGAUCACAAGUGGAUUUUUCAGCCCCAAAAAUCCAGACCUUUUCAAAGACCUCACUAACAUGCUCUUCAAACAUGACCGGUUCAAGGUGUUUGCAGACUUUGAAGACUACAUCAAAUGCCAGGAAAGGGUCAGCAAGCUCUAUCAGAAUCCAAAGCAGUGGACAAAGAUGGUGAUCAAGAACAUUGCGGCAACAGGAAAGUUCUCCAGUGACAGGACCAUCACAGAGUAUGCGACUGAGAUUUGGGGCGUCAAGCCGACUGAUCUGAAGAUCCCGCCGCCAAACGAGCCCCGAGAGGCCAUUGAAGAAACAGCUAGAGCUCUGAAGAAAAUGUAAACCGUUUUACAACAGAGGGUUUCCUUUUUGUUUACAAAGUAGCAGCUGUUCCUCUGUAGCUUUUAAGCUUUAACACAUCAUUAACCUUUUCCAGAACCGUUGUCAUUUCAUGAAUCACAUUCACACAUUAUCAUUUUUUAUUAUCAAAGCACUUGCAUCAAAGCUUGUCUGUUACAGUUGUUGAUCACCAACAUGUGCAGUAAAUGUGGAGUCA